This is a messenger RNA of Eurytemora carolleeae, 932 nucleotides long. RefSeq names its product acyl carrier protein, mitochondrial. Gene Ontology annotation, cellular component: mitochondrion. Gene Ontology annotation, biological process: fatty acid biosynthetic process. The transcript is spliced from 6 exons. NCBI's taxonomy places the organism in Eukaryota, Metazoa, Arthropoda, Copepoda, Calanoida, Temoridae. The record is from RefSeq and is a predicted model, not a curated record. The coding region runs from base 27 to 464 and encodes 145 amino acids. Gene Ontology annotation, molecular function: acyl binding; acyl carrier activity.
UAUAAAAUUUCUAUUUUCAGAGAAGAAUGUUCUCAGUCAGAUCACGUAUUUUCUCCCGUCUAGCCACCCUGGGUGGGAAAGCCCUUGUAGAGUCAGCUCCUAAGGUCGCAGCUGUCCGACUCCUCCACUUUGUCAAUAGUAGUCAGGGUUUGUUAAUGAAACCCCAGCUGGAGCACCCAGCCUGGAGAGAUUUCAGAAUAGUUAGAUUCAGCUCAACCCUAACACAGUCUGAGAUAGAGAGCCGAGUUCUUGCUGUGUGCAAAGCUUUUGAUAAAAUCAGCGCUGAUAAGGUAACUUUGGCCGCACACUUUAUAAAUGACCUUGGUCUGGACAGUCUUGAUCAUGUGGAGGUCAUUAUGGCAAUUGAGGAUGAGUUUGGUUUUGAGAUCCCUGACGAGCACGCUGAGAAACUGAUCACUCCUGAGCAUAUUGUCAAAUAUGUUCUUGAUCAUGAGGAUGCUUAGAUCUACUCUUCAGAGAACUCGACACAAAUUUUACAUCCAGGGGUUUAGAUCAGAUAUCCAGAGGGGGUUAUAUCCACAUGAUAAGGGGUGUAACUCUUCACUCCAGAGAUAUUUAUUAUUCACUCAUGAUAGGGAGUUGUAUCCACUUGAUAGUAGGUUAUAUCCACAUAAGGGUUACACCCCACUGGCUAGUGGGUUUUAUCCACUAUGGAUUAUAUCUAUCUGGGUUUAUACCCACUUUCUAGUAAUUUUUUUUCAACUUUAAUCCAGUAUCCACUCUAAUGAAUCGGCUUAAAUUAAAUGUAUUCGGGGCAAUCUUGGGAUUAUGUAAAAUUAUGAUGAUUUUUGCACUUGGAUCAUUCUUUAAAGAAAUAACUCCUUCUCCGUUUGAAAAUGUACGGUAUUGUAGUCUACAGAUGGUUUGUUGUGUUAGAAUAGAAAUAAAAAAUAUAAACAAAUUUUAUUUCA